CAUUACUCUGCAUGGCUGAGAAAGACAAAGGGCUGUAGAAUGAUAGAGGGCCAUCUGAAGAAAGACUUAGCAGAUUCUCAUAGAGCGAUGCAGGAGGCUUCAGUGGCAGCUUUUUGGAUCCAGCUUGACGUGGAUUAGAACAGACAAACAGUGGAUCUACACAUAAACAUGUUCAGAAGGUGGACCUGCUAGUAGAUCUCGGCUGGUUAAAAGUCUCAGAUAAGGAAAACCCUGAUUGGUCCGGAGCAGUGAGCGGGAAGUGCUGACCUGAGUCCUUCCUCCAGCUUGGCAGUAUGGGAUCAUCCACACUGGAGAAGGCAGCAUCUCUUGAUGCUCUCCUUAAUGAGUGCAUUCAUGCAUUCGAUGACAAUGGGGAGCUGCAGGCCAACCUGCUUCCGCGCAGCCUGCUGUUGAUGCAUCGCUGGUACAUUACCUCCUCAGAACUGGCGGAAAAACUACUGAUGAUGUACCGUGACUGCAAAGGCGAGAACUUCCAGAGAACCAGGCUGAAGAUCUGUUUUUUAAUGAGGUACUGGAUUGUGACAUUCCCAGCAGAGUUCAACCUGGACUUGGGUCUGAUCCAGAUAACAGAGGAGUUCAGACACGUGGCUUCUCAGCUCGGCAGCCAGGAGCAUUUCAAACUCCUCGACAUCUCCACCAUUCCGUCGUACGACUGGAUGCGUAAGCUGACCCAGCGUAAGAAGCAGGCUAAGAAGGGCAAGGCCUCGCUGCUGUUCGACCACCUGGAGCCCAUGGAGCUGGCCGAGCAUCUCACCUUCCUGGAGUUCAAGUCCAUCCGGAGGAUAUCGUUCACUGAUUACCAGAGCUAUGUGAUCCACGGAUGCUUGGUGGACAACCCGACUCUGGAACGCUCCAUCGCUCUGUUCAACGGAGUCUCGCAGUGGGUCCAGCUGAUGGUGCUCAGCAAGCUAACGCCUCAGACCCGCGCAGAGGUCAUUACCAAAUACAUCCAUGUUGCUCAGAAACUUCUGCAGCUGCAGAACUUCAACACUCUGAUGGCGGUGGUUGGCGGGCUGAGCCACAGCUCCAUUUCUCGACUAAAGGAGACUCACUAUUAUCUGGCUCCAGAAGUUGUGAAGAUCUGGAGCGACAUGAUAGAGCUGGUUUCUUCCAACAACAACUACUCCUGCUACCGAAAGGCUUUCAGUGAAUGCCCGGGCUUUAAAAUUCCCAUCCUGGGGGUGCACCUUAAAGACCUGAUCGCGGUGCACGUAGUCUUUCCUGACUGGGUUCAUGACAGUAAUAAGGUGAACCUGGUGAAGAUGCAUCAGCUCUACAUGACUUUCAAUGAGUUGGUGUCAUUACAGAGUGCAGCGGCCCAAGUGGAGCCCAACAUGGACCUCAUCUACCUGUUAACGCUUUCUUUAGACCUUUAUUAUACCGAGGAUGAAAUUUACGAGCUGUCGUUGCUAAGGGAACCACGAAACCCCAAAUUGUUGCCUACCUCUCCAACUACCCCUAACAAACCACUGGUCCCACUGGACUGGGCCUCCGGUGUCACCACCAAACCAGACCCUUCUGUGGUCAACAAACACAUCAGGAAGGUGGUGGAUUCUGUUUUCAGGAAUUAUGACCACGACCAUGAUGGCUAUAUUUCUCAAGAGGACUUUGAGAGCAUUGCUGCCAAUUUUCCCUUUCUGGACUCCUUCUGUGUCUUGGACAAAGAUCAAGAUGGAGUCAUCAGUAAGGAUGAGAUGAUCGCGUAUUUCCUCCGGGCCAACCCGCUGCUUCAGUGUAAGAUGGGUCCAGGUUUCAUCCACAACUUCCAGGAGAUGACGUACCUGAAGCCCACCUUCUGUGAACACUGUGCUGGAUUUCUCUGGGGAAUCAUCAAACAGGGCUACAAGUGCAAAGACUGUGGCGUUAACUGUCAUAAACAGUGUCGGGAGCUGCUGGUUCUGGCCUGCAGGAAGCUGAUCCGCUCCGGCUCUGUGGGAAACGUUUCUCCAGCCAGACUGACCCACAGCUCGCUGCCCAGCAGCCCGGCGCUGCCCACCUGUAAAGAUGAGGAUGAGGUGUUUGAGUUCCCAGCUGUGACGUCAGCAGGUCCGGCUCGGGACACCAAGUCCAUCACCCUGAUGACCGGCUCGGCCCAGAGGAUCUCUGUGCGCCUGCAGAGGGCCACCACCAGCCAGGCCACCCAGACCGACUCCUUGUGGCCCGAACACAGCUGGGGGGGCACUGACGGCGGCUCCCACACCUUCCCCAAAAUGAAAUACAGGACUCACAGAAAAACAUCCAAAAAUAAAGGUUUUGCCCACUGGGAAAACCAGAAGGAGCAGACGGUUUCUUCACGGCGUAACGUGGACUCUCAGGAGAAGUCGGGCGUCUGCGGAGAGCUCGUACAGAACGGGAUCACACACAAAGGGAAGGACAGCUGACUUGGUCAUGUUAGUGUGAGCCAGUCUCGGGGGUCCAGAGAGACCCUAGCGGCUGGGGCCAGGAAGCUCUUCUCUCUGGGGGACGUGCUGGGCUGCCUGAGGUCCCCCUUCAGUGAUCUGGAGUUAUCGUGUCCUCUCUAGACUCCAGCACAGGCAGAGCUACAUGUGUGGACGUCGUGUGGCUGCGUGGAAAGGACAUAAAGAGGUUACGAAGAUAAAGAUAACAGCCACUGUGAAUCACAUGAAACGAGAAUCUGUUGGGGAUUAGUGUAGAUUACUAGGACGUCACUUAGGUUUGAGUUUUGGGAAUGGAUUAAGUUUAAUGGCUGAAAACCAGCUUUAAAUUGCAGCAUUGGAAUGAUCGGAAAAAGUCUGAUGGAUAUGGGAGCGUGUGUAAAUAUUACCAUGGUGAGUUGCAAAAAAAAGGGAAAGUCACAAUGAAAGUGAUUGUGAACGUUGAACAUGGAUUAUUCUGAUGAUGAAUUAUAUUUUUUACUUCAUUCUACAAUAUUUGCAUGUGACAACUACAGUAACGCUGCUUCCUAACUGAUCGAAGCAUUACAAAAAGUGAUUUAUAUUUUUACAAAACCUGUACAGAUAUCAUCAGAUAUGGAAGACUUAAAAUGCUAAAAUAAAAACAAAUAAAAGAAAUGGAAAAAGUGGAUAGAAUACACAUUGUUGAAUGUUUUAAUUAAAUGAAUCACAAUUGACCGUUUUCAAAAGCUCCGCCUCCUUAGUUACUGUUGCUAUGCCCGUCAAGCUACCGUCAGCAGCCAUGGAACGGACUGGCGCUGUGUUAGCAAGCGUUUUUGGAGUAAUACCUCCUAGAGGUAGGCUGCCCAUUCACAAAAUGCUACAAAGAUUAAAAUAAAAUAGGUUCAUAAUGGCCUGUUAGGACGUUAUGUUGAACAUUGAUACAUUACAGGGCUGUACAUUAACUGUUUUUGCUUAUAGCACUGGUGCUACAGAGGUUGAUAACAUCUCUAUCAUUGGUAUGUUACUAUAGUGACAAACACCUCAUCUGUAGGCUACACUCUAGAAAACAUGUAAAAUAAGAUUUCACUGGUGCCCUGAUUGUAAAUCAC
Centropristis striata (black sea bass) is the source of this 3487-nucleotide messenger RNA. It is a transcript of the gene rasgrp3, whose product is annotated as RAS guanyl releasing protein 3 (calcium and DAG-regulated). The record is from RefSeq and is a predicted model, not a curated record. The transcript has 17 exons. NCBI's taxonomy places the organism in Eukaryota, Metazoa, Chordata, Actinopteri, Perciformes, Serranidae. Gene Ontology annotation, biological process: Ras protein signal transduction; positive regulation of GTPase activity. Bases 294 to 2402 code for a protein of 702 amino acids. Gene Ontology annotation, cellular component: plasma membrane. Gene Ontology annotation, molecular function: guanyl-nucleotide exchange factor activity; calcium ion binding.